Molecule: messenger RNA, 2767 nt
Organism: Lonchura striata (white-rumped munia)
Lineage: Eukaryota; Metazoa; Chordata; Aves; Passeriformes; Estrildidae
Source: RefSeq, a predicted model, not a curated record
UCCUCCGCAGCGCCUGCGCGCUGCGCCCCCGGCCUGUGCGGGGGCCGGGCCAGUGCGGUGCUGCCGGUGCCAGCGUGGGUCUCGGUGUCUACCGCAGUCUGGCUGUCGGGCUUUCGCUUUCUCUCCCUCUGCUCAGCGCCGGCCCCUUCUUCCUUCCGCAGGGCCCUGCAGGCGGUUUGAAAUUUGCCGCAGUCUCUCACUCGAGUUCUCGAUGUGGCCGUAAGCGCCUGGCGCUGAAGGGGAGGAGGCAAGCGCGCGGGGCGGGGAAGAGAAGGGCGGCCUGGAGCGGAGCGGCUUUUCUGCCUGCAGCUCGGGUUCCCCGGCCCCUCACGGGAACGGGGGUAGGGGACGGUGGAGAGCGUCAGGCGUAGGGAGAGAGGCAAGGAAGGAGCCUGAAGUGAUUCCGGGAUCUGCGAGCCCCCCACACCCCUGGAAGUGGCGGAGGGAAGAGUGAAACAAUUCCCGUCCCUCCUGGAGCGUCCCGGUUCUGCGGCAGGCUGGCCCGCAGGUUCAGAGAAUAAAAAUGGGAACUCCUGGAUCAGGACGGAAGAGAACUCCAGUGAAAGACAGAUUUUCUGCAGAAGAUGAAGCUCUAAGCAACAUUGCCAGAGAGGCAGAAGCCAGACUUGCAGCAAAACGGGCAGCUCGAGCAGAAGCAAGAGAUAUACGUAUGAGAGAGCUGGAGCGUCAGCAAAAAGAGCUGGAAGAAAAGAGUGAAAAAUCACAUUCAGAAAUAUUUUCAAGGCCCUCAUCUCGCAAUUCAGUAAAUGCAGCUCCUCAGAGUGGCAACUCAUCUAGGAGAGGAAGCGGAGAUGCAAGCAGUUUGCUGGAUCCUGAUGCCUCCCUCAGUGAAUUACGGGAUAUCUAUGAUCUUAAGGACCAGAUACAUGAUGUAGAAGGGAGAUACAUGCAGGGACUUAAAGAAUUAAAGGAUUCACUAGCUGAAGUUGAAGAGAAGUACAAGAAAGCUAUGGUUUCCAAUGCUCAACUAGACAAUGAGAAAAACAACUUGAUUUACCAAGUGGAUACUUUAAAGGAUGUUAUUGAGGAGAAAGAAGAACAGAUAGCAGAGUUCUAUAGGGAGAACGAAGAGAAGUCAAAGGAAUUGGAAAGACAGAAACACAACUGCAGUGUUCUGCAGCAUAAGCUGGAUGAACUUAAAGAGGGCCUUCGACAGAGAGAUGAAUUGAUAGAGGCGAAUCAACGUAUGCAGGAGAAUAUAGACUCCAUAACCAAAGAAGUGUUUCAUCUCCAGGAGACAAAUAAUUGGAAAGAUAAAAAAAUAGGGGCCCUAGAAAGACAGAAAGAUUACUUUGCCUGCAUUAAGAAUGAGCGAGAUGAGCUCAGAGAGGAGUUGGCUGACCUGAAGGAAACAAUGAAGAGAGGACAGAAACAUGGAUUAGUUAUAAUUCCAGAUGGCACACCAAAUGGUGAUCUAAACCAUGAAUCAGUGGUUGGUACAAUAACGGUUGUAUCACAGGAAGCUGCUCAGGUCUUGGAAUCUGCAGGAGAAGGACCACUAGAUAUCAGGCUACGAAAACUGGCUGGAGAAAAGGAGGAAUUACUGUCCCAGGUUAGAAAACUGAAGAUGCAGUUAGAAGAAGAACGACAGAAAUACUCUAAAAGUGAUAGCAUGAAUCCAGAUUCAAUAGACUUGGAAAAUGGCUCUGACUUGCAGCUAAUUGAAAUGCAAAGAGAUGCCAACAGACAAAUUAGUGAAUACAAAUUUAAGCUUUCAAAAGCUGAACAAGAUAUAACUACUUUGGAACAAAAUAUUGGACGACUUGAGGGACAGGUUGCAAGGUAUAAAAAUGCAGCAGAAAAUGCAGAAAAAGUAGAAGAUGAACUCAAAGCUGAAAAAAGGAAGCUUCAGCGAGAGUUAAGAACAGCACUGGAUAAGAUAGAAGAAAUGGAGAUGACCAAUAACCAUUUAAUGAAGAGGCUGGAGAAGAUGAAGGCAAAUAGGACUGCGCUUUUAUCUCAACAGUGAAAUGGAAAUUGAAAAUACAAUGCACUGCUCCUUGAAUAACUAGUCCCUAGCUUGUUUAUAAAUACAGACUUUCAGUGGCACAAACUAUUUGAACACUGAGCUAUUCACUGGUGGUUUAGUUUCAUAAUUAAAUGACAUACUUUUUGUAAUUUAUGAGAGAAUGAAAGGUAGUUUGAAUUCCCAUGUGAAUGACAGCAAUUUUUCAGUAGUGUUUGAUUCUAGAGUCAAAGAUGGAGCACAAUGCUGUAUGUUUUUACAACUGUGGAAUCAAGUUUACUCACGAUCUCUUUUGGCUGCUUUAAUGAUGCUUGAUGCUCAGAGACAGCUGCAUGAAUGCAAGAACACUGUUAUGAAACUAACAUAUACUUGCCUAAGACAUCACACAACACAAGUGCCUUUUAUCUGGUGCAAUUUAGUUUUCAUUGUUGAAAUAACCUUUGAAACCAGAAAGCAUUUUAUUUUAAGAUACAUUUGGGGUAUCCCCUAAACUUUAUAUGUUUUGAAAAUACAUUUUUAAAAAUAUUUAAAUUUAUAAGAAAAAAUAGGGACUGUAUAUAAAGAUCGGCUUCUUUUGCAUGGGCACAUCUGACUUCUAUGUAAUUUUGUCAAAUACUAGCCCCUGGUACUCUUAGCAUUAAGAGUGCAAAUUUAAAAACUUAAGUUGUACACCAUCAAAUUGUGUCAUCUGCUUAAGUGCAAAUUGAAACUUAAUGGGGGGAAGAAGGGGUGAGAAAUGUGGCUAAGGAGUUUAUUAAAUGGACACUUUACUGACCAAAA